AUGAAGCAUCUCAAGAUAAUCGUUUUUAUGUUUAAUUUAAUAAUCUGGUUGAGUGGGUUUAUGGUGAUUGUUAUUGGCACUUGGUUGAUAUUAGAGCCGAGCAGUGGUCAUUUGUUAAACCUCUUCGCCAAGAGCAUAACACCCCAUGACACGGUGCAAAUAUUAUCCUACGUACUACUGGGUCACGGGUUUAUUGUAUUGACGGUGGGAUUUAUCGGGUGCCGCGCGUCUUUGCAUGGAAGUCAGUGCAUUUUGGGUGUUUAUGUUGCAAUGCUUGUUGGAUUAAUAGUUUGCGAAUUAGCAACUGCGGCCGUCGGUGGUUUUCUGUCCUACCGUGCAGUUACUGGCUUGGAAAAUAGAUUAUUAGAUCGAUUAGCAGAUCACUACGGCCACGAUCGGACAAGUGAUAUCGCAUUUAGUCAAAGUCUUGAUUUUGCACAGUACAAGUUUAAUUGCUGCGGUAUUUACGGUGACGGUGAUUACAAUGGAACUGCUUGGUGGAGAGAUGGUAGGAUAUCCGGACUUAAAAGGCAGGUUCCUCUUACUUGUUGCAUACUUAAAAACCACGAGGCUAAAAAUACCGGAAGUCCGAUGAGUGUCGUUGCAAGAGUCUUCCACAAAGACAAUGAGCCAUGGUUACAUCCGCAACCAAAAGAUGAAACAGCUUGCCAAGCAACAGAUCCGGAAACGAACGAAGGUUUUAGGAAUAAAAUAGGUUGCCUUGAAAGAGCGACAAAUUGGCUUCGUAAUGAGAGUUUAAAGCUUGUUUUUCUCGGCAUGGGCAUGGCAGGUAUUCAGACUCUGGGGAUAAUAACAGCAACGAUAUUGUGUCAGACAUUUCGCAAUCGCGAUCCAGAGAAUUGA
Messenger RNA from Cotesia congregata, 864 nucleotides. The record is from the annotation of a GenBank genome assembly. Lineage: Eukaryota; Metazoa; Arthropoda; Insecta; Hymenoptera; Braconidae.